AUGAGCUUCGGUCAGGCUGUUCUGUCACAGAUUACGGUGGCCAAGGUCAUCCUAGGACUGCUCGCAUAUGCUGUACUUCGAGUUGUCUACCAGGUUGUCUACUACCGCUUCUUUCACUCUCUAUCUGCCUUCCCCGGUCCGUUCUGGGGAAGUGUCACUCGGUUCUGGAUAGCAUGGCACAACCUGAAGGAAACUGAGGUGCCUACUGUGCACGCUCUGACGAAGAAAUAUGGCCCCGUUGUGCGCAUCACUCCUACAAUGCUGCUGGUCAGCGACCCCAAGAAGCUGCCCGAGGUCUACCACCGGCGCGCCGACAAGACCAGCCACUAUAUUACCGGAAGUUUUGGAGAGUCAGAGAGUUUGUUCAACAUGAGGGGCCACAAGACUCAUGCUACAUUCAGGAAGCAUGUUGCUGGUCCUUACAGCUUCAGCAACAUGAAGAAGAUGGAGCCAUUGGUGGAUGCGCACAUUGCGCAGUGGGAUAACCAGCUCAAGGAGAAAUUUGCUAAAACUGGUGCUACCUUUGACUUUUCGUGGUGGGCAGUGUACCUGGUCUACGACAUCAUCAGCGAAAUCGGAUUUGGCGCUCCCUUCGGCUUCAUCAAACAAGGAAAGGAUAUCGGCGGUCUCGUCCAAGGCUUCCACGACGGCCUUCCAGCCUUCGGCCUCCUCGCCCGCCUCUACCCUUUCACCAACUGGAUGAAAUCCACUUUCCUGAAGAAAUACCUCGUCGCCACACCCGCCGAUGACUCCGGAAUUGGCGUCCUCAUGCGUUUCCGCGACAGCCUCAUUGACCAACGCCUGAAGGACAUCGAAGACGGCAAGAAAAUCACCCGCGUUGACCUACUCCAGACCUUCCUCGAAGCUCGCACCGAAGAUGGCAAGCCUCUCGACAUGGAAUACAUCCGCGCAGAGACCCUUCUUGUCCUCCUCGCCGGCGCCGAUACAACAGGAACAGCCUUCCAGGCAAUGAUCCAGUACUUGCUCAAGAACCCGGAGUCCUUCAAGCGCAUGAGGCGCGAGAUCGACGAAGCAGACGACAAGAACCUCCUCUCUGCUAUUCCGCAGUACAACGAGGUUAUCGAGCAUCUCCCCUUCUACGUCGCCUGCGUCAAGGAAGCUAUGCGUCUCUGCCCCUCCGCACCGAAUAUCUUCCCGCGCUACGUCUCCGACCCCGGUCUCGAGCUCUACGGCAAGUUUGUGGCCCCUGGUAACGAGAUCUCCUGCAACCCGUACCUUGUCCAGCGCGACCCGGAGCUCUAUGGUGAGGAUGCGGAGGAGUACCGGCCAGAGCGCUGGUUGGAUCCUGAACGUGCCAAGCUGUACAACAAGUACAACUUUGCGUUCGGGUAUGGAUCGCGGGUUUGUCUGGGCAAGGAUAUUGCCAUGAUGGAGUUGUACAAGGGGCCGUUGCAGUUCCUCCGGAAAUAUGACCUCGAAGUUCCUCAGGAUAAACCUGCGCCGCAGUUCUGUGUUAAGGGGGGUGUUGGGUUUUGGAGGGAUGUUUGGUUGAAUAUUUCUAAGCGGCCUUGA
Aspergillus ruber CBS 135680 is the source of this 1533-nucleotide messenger RNA. RefSeq names its product cytochrome P450. The coding region runs from base 1 to 1533 and encodes 510 amino acids. NCBI's taxonomy places the organism in Eukaryota, Fungi, Ascomycota, Eurotiomycetes, Eurotiales, Aspergillaceae. The record is from RefSeq and is a predicted model, not a curated record. The transcript is spliced from 4 exons. Gene Ontology annotation, molecular function: iron ion binding; monooxygenase activity; oxidoreductase activity, acting on paired donors, with incorporation or reduction of molecular oxygen.